Molecule: messenger RNA, 2156 nt
Organism: Syngnathus typhle (broad-nosed pipefish)
Lineage: Eukaryota; Metazoa; Chordata; Actinopteri; Syngnathiformes; Syngnathidae
Product: arrestin domain-containing protein 3-like
Exons: 8
Coding region: 339-1667 (442 amino acids)
Biological process (GO): protein transport
Cellular component (GO): cytoplasm
Source: RefSeq, a predicted model, not a curated record
CGUCACAGCGCAGCUGUUCUCUGAUGACGGCUGAUCGCCCAAGCGUCGCAGACGUUCUCCUAGGCCGUGCGCGUGCGCGAGGAUUUUGCACACGGAGUCCUUUAAGACGAGCGUGCCUGCCAGCGCGCACGCUGCACACGGCGGCACUCGCGCGAACCGAGCGGGACCCGAUGAGCCAGCAGUGACGGACGGCGGCCGAGCUCCGUGCGGGUCACCGGGAGGCGAGCUCCGUGCGGGUCACCGGGAGGCGAGGGGGCCACUCGGCUUGGCUCAGCUCGGCUCGGCUCUUGGAUGCCCGGACGCCGACGCUCUUCCACGGGGGACUUUGGCUUGUCGUCAUGGUUCUUGGCAAAGUUCGGGCGGUGGCCGUGUGCUUUGACACUCUGAACGAGAGCAACCGGCCGGUGUUCUCCGGGGGGGAGCUGGUGUCCGGCCGCGUAGUGGUGGAGGUGACCGGGGACGUGCGCGUCCGCAGGCUAGACGUGACAGCGCGCGGCGUGGCCAAGGUCCGCUGGACCGAAUCCCGCAACACCGCAGCCAACACGGCCUACACGCAGAACUACAACGAGGAGGUGGAGUACCUGCACCACCGGGACACCCUCAUCGGCGAGGAGCGAGAUGACGACGCGGCAAACCGAGGCGGCGUCACCGUGCUGCGCGGCGGCGGCGUGCACGAGUUUGCCUUCAGCUUCCACCUGCCGCAGAUGGCGCUGGCGACGUCGUUUGAGGGCAAACACGGCAGCGUCAGGUACUGGGUGAAGGCGGAGCUACAGCGACCGUGGAUGCUACCAGUCAAGGUCAAGAAGGAGUUUGUGGUCUUUGAGCACAUUGACAUCAACACGCCCCUGCUGCUGGCUCCUCAGGCUGGCAGCAAGGAGAAGACUUUGUGCUGCUGGUUCUGUGCGUCAGGUCCCAUCUCACUCAGCGUCAAAGUGGCUCGCAAGGGCUACACGCCAGGCGACUCCAUCCAGAUCUUUGCUGAGGUGGAGAACUGCUCCACCCGAGUGGUGGUGCCCAAAGCGGCGCUGUACCAGACGCAGACCUUCUUCGCCAAAGGCAAAGGCAAAGAGAUUCAGCAGCUGGUGUCCCACCUGCAAGGGGAAGCCCUGGCGCAGGGCAAGAGUCAAAGCUGGGAGGGAAGGAUGCUCAAGAUCCCGCCUGUGUCGCCGUCCAUCCUGGACUGCCCCAUCAUACGGGUGGAGUACGCCCUCGUGGUGUACGUGGACAUUCCGGGCGCUCUCAACUUGUCCCUCUCGUUACCGUUGGUGAUCGGGACCAUCCCGUUACACACCGCUGCCUCCCGCACGUCCAGCAUCAGCAGUCACGGUAGCGCCUCCAGCUGGAUGGGCGCGGCAGAGCACCCUGAGACUCCCCCCAGCUACGGCCAGCUGGCCAUCCCAGAGUCACACCGCCGUCACUUCCUCCACGCCGUCCACGAGCAGGAGCAGGAGCAACACGCCAGCGCCGCGCUGCUUACGUACAUCACGGAGUUCCGAUACCUCCCGCCUCCGCUCUACGCCGAGGUGAACACGGACGGACGGACGGACGAACAGACAGACGGACGGACGCGCUUCCUGCGUGCGCCCAAAACCAUUGAUGGUGGACCCGUAUCCCGCGCCGGUGGAGCCCGGCAGCCCCGACACGUGUGUGUCACGCUGAAGAGGUAGACUGCAUCCGCCUGAUUGGUAGAUGGUCCUAUGUGACGCCGCCCACUUGCCACCUUCUUCUCGGAAGCUCUUUUGCAAAAGCACCACCCGAGACCGCCAAGACGCCCUCUGCUCUGAUCCGAUCCGUUCUCUCCUGUCCCCCAGCUCCCAAGCGUCCGUUCCUCCCCUGGUCAGGAUGGGAAAUCACGCGUGUGCUGGAAUGUGUGCGGGUUUUCUAAAAGCACACCGAGCAAGUUCAAAGUGGGCUGUUUUGACGUUUGCUGAAAGCUAAACCUGAUUAUUGUGAGAAGACUUUUAUUCCGAUGAGCGCAUUCCCACGUGUCUGAUGUGCAAAAUGUUUACAAAAGAAUUUGGUCACAGGUCCUUCAAAGUUUGGGAGCUGACUCAAGUGCAAUAGCUUUUCAUAUUUUUUUUACAAUUGACCUUUUCAAUAGCUGUUGAUGUUCUUGUCACUUUUGAUGAGGACAAAUAAAGUUUUAUUUUAUAAAA